AUGCACGCAGCCGUGCCCACCGCGCAGCCUGGCAAGACUAAGGUCGCCUUCCUGGGCAUCGGAAUAAUGGGAAACGCCAUGGCCGCCAACCUGCUGAAGGCUGGGUACGAGGUGACGGUGUGGAACCGUUCGCCAGACAAAUGCGCCGGGCUGGCGGCGGCGGGAGCCACGGUGGCGGGCACCCCGGCUGAGGCGGUGGCAGCCUGCGACAUCGCCCUGGCCAUGCUGUCCGACCCAGAGGCCUGCCUAGCUGUGGCCACAGGCCCUGAGGGGGUGGCCUCAGCCAUGGCCCCCGGCAAGGGAUAUGUGGAUGUGAGCAUGGUAGAUGCCGCCACGUCGCGCCAGGUGGCGGUGGCAGUACGCGCGGCGGGCGGCGCCUACCUGGAGGCCCCCGUCAGCGGCAGCAAGGGCCGCGCCGCGCGCCUGCCCGCGCCUGCUUUCUUCGCCCUGCGCAGCAGCUGGCCCCCUGGCCGCCGCCGGCGCCCGGUCGGCGCCCGCCGCGAUGAGAGCCUGUUUGAGGCGGCGGCGCCGCUGCUGGAGGUCAUGGGCAAGGCCAGCUUCUUCCUGGGCGAGGCGGGGGCGGGAGCCAACAUGAAGCUGGUGGUCAACAUGGUCAUGGGCUCCAUGAUGGCCAGCUACGCGGAAGGGCUGCAGCUGGCGCAGCGCUGCGGGCUGCGGCAGGAGGACCUGAUUGAGGUGGUGAAGCUGGGGGCCAUAGCCAGCCCCAUGUUUGCCCUCAAGGCGAGCCGCCGCGGUGCAGCACCUGGCAUGGUGGCGGGCAAGUUUCCCACCGCCUUCCCGCUGAAGCACCAGCAGAAAGACCUGCGGCUGGCGCUGGCGUUGGGGGAUGAGGUGCAGCAGCCGCUGCCGCUGGCGGCCGCGGCCAACGAGCUGUAUAAGCGGGCUCGGGCAGCUGGCUACAGUGAUGCCGACUUCAGUGCGGUGAUGGCGGGGGUAGGCAGCGGCGAGCAGGCCGGGCAGGCGGCGUGA
This is a messenger RNA of Chlorella variabilis, 990 nucleotides long. RefSeq lists its product as hypothetical. Lineage: Eukaryota; Viridiplantae; Chlorophyta; Trebouxiophyceae; Chlorellales; Chlorellaceae. Bases 1 to 990 code for a protein of 329 amino acids. The transcript is spliced from 11 exons. The record is from RefSeq and is a predicted model, not a curated record. Gene Ontology annotation, molecular function: NAD binding; oxidoreductase activity, acting on the CH-OH group of donors, NAD or NADP as acceptor; NADP binding.